Pecten maximus is the source of this 1747-nucleotide messenger RNA. RefSeq lists its product as uncharacterized. The transcript is spliced from 6 exons. The coding region runs from base 1124 to 1747 and encodes 207 amino acids. Lineage: Eukaryota; Metazoa; Mollusca; Bivalvia; Pectinida; Pectinidae. The record is from RefSeq and is a predicted model, not a curated record.
CGCCUGCCACUAUAACAUCAAACAUGUAUUGAACAUAUAUAGCCUUUAACAUAUUUACAUACAUCAUUUAAUUUGGCGGAGCCCAAGUUAUGCACCCGAAAAGAUUAUUAAUUGGUGACGUGAGCAAAAAUGUGUUUGUAAACAAACUUUAAUAUUUUAUUUUUCUCUGUCAAAAUACAAUUCUAUGUCAUAAUCUGACAAUUGGCGACUAAAUCUAGCACAGCCAGACACUUAAUUCAAGUACACAUUUCGCCCGUUUACAAAUGGUCGCAUGACCACAAAUGAGGUGCAUUAUAUACGUACUGGAAAACAGAAAAUAUGUUUUAAUUGAGGAAAAUGGUAACAAAAUCAGGACCUCUGGCGUCUGAUAAUAAAGAGCUAAAUUGUUUGUAUAUUUCUUGUCCUCCUUUCCUUCCGAGUACAAGUAUUACCCAUCGAACCUGGGUUGACUGGUGCACAGGGCAAGACAAUUAACAUUACACCCCCACCCCAACCCCCUCUCCCUCCUGUUACACAUGUACAGCAGCUUUACGUAUGACGAGUUACACAUGUACUGUGACCUUUCCAUCACCUUCUUAACCUCAAUGCUUAAAAAUUAAUAAAAUACCAAUUCUUUUAAUUUAGCACUUUGUUGGAGGAAAUGGACCAACUGCCAUGUACCCUGACCCUAUACAAGCUGAUUGUUCAUCGAGCACGCCUGCCAGACAUAGGCCAAGGAUCAGAGAGACAACUCCAUGGUUGAACAAAAGAAAAAGAAAAAUCCCUCUGGAAGAAAACACAGAAAUUUAUAAUGUGGAACCUGUAUAUAAUACAGAAGAAGUCACUGCAUUUUGUGACCAGGCCACACAGACUGAUUCUUAAUAAAUACCUCCGCUUCCAACUCUUCCCAAAGUUCCGUCAAAGGUACAAGCUGAAGGACUUCAGUGUAGAGGAGGAAGUCCUGCAGACAGUCCGAGUAGUAGUGUCAGGUCACUGGAGCAUAGGAGCAACAGGGAGAGAUAUUUGAGGAGACAAAGAGGUGUAAGUCCAAGUAGUGAAAGGAGAUACAGAGGGGGAAGUGGUGAAAAGGAAAAAAGGAGUUAUAGAGAGAGAAGGGAGAAAAGGAGUUAUAGAGAGAGAAGUGAUGAAAGGGAGAAAAGUGAUGAAAGUGAGAAAAGGAGUUAUAGAGAGAGAAGUGAUGAAAGGGAGAAAAGGAGUUAUAGAGAGAGAAGUGAUGAAAGGGAGAAAAGGAGUUAUAGAGAGAGAAGUGAUGAAAGGGAGAAAAGGAGUUACUUGUGGAAGUAUGACUCCAAGAAGUCAUAGUUAUAGAUUAGUAGAGAGGGGAAUCAACAAAGGAAGGCAUUCAAAGGAAGGUGCUCACAGACCUGAUCAGGAAGAAAAAGCUAGACAAAAAGACAGAUUUCCAAUGCCUGAAGCUAGAUUUCAACGCAAGGUACUAACAUUGUUAGCAGAGAUUAGAGACAUGCACAGCCAUCGGGUCCUGGAGGAUGAUGGUAAAAUAUCUCGCCUGCAACAAAUGGAUUCAUUAGAGAAACUGGAAGGAUUUGAGAAGGAGAUUGAUGAGCCCACAAAGAAGAAGGCUGUGAAGGACUAUAUAUCUAGGAUCAGAGGGGUUGACGCCAACAGCCAUGUAAAACAAGAGCUGUCCCUCAAAGGCUGUGAUGGCAAAAAUGAAUCUUUGCGGGAAGAAGAACAAGCUUGCCUUUGGAAAAACAACUCUAUGCCAAAUAAUCACUGGUAUGUAUAG